UGAAAAAGCAUUGUAGUGAAUUCAUCAUAUUAAAAGAAUACGAUAUUGCCAGCAGAGAAGAACAAUUCAAGUUGUUGGGCAAGGCCGAGUAGAAAAAACGUUUAGAAAGUAAAAUCGAUUUUACUUUUCGAAAUAUUUCUUCUUUGUCAAAUAUCUUGAACAAUUUCUAAAGGUAACAAUACCCGUCGAUAUAUAGUGAUCCAGAAAAUUUUUCAAAUAUACAUUAGAAAAAAAAAGAGAAACGCUUUCUCAAUCUAACUUAGCCUUCCUCAUCGAGUCUUAAGGCUAUAUAUUCCCUUUAAAAAAAAAGAAAAAGGAAUUCGAAAGGAGACUAUUCUUUUUAAGUGAUAUUCACUUCCCUUGUAAACCUGAUAUUGGACUUCAAAACGUUUAUUUUCUCUCCUUAAAGACAAUUCCUCUUCUGGAGUAUUGUCUAAUCAUUUGAACUAUGUCUUCUAAUUAUCCAAAAUGUGUUGUGUUUGAUUUGGAUUAUACGUUGUGGCCUUUAUGGAUUGACACUCAUGUUACACCACCCUUUCGGGCUGCGAAAAAUGAUCCUCAAGUCAUCGUUGAUCGGUAUGGGACCGAUAUAACAUUUUACAAAAACGUCACCAAUAUCCUUCAGGAAUUGAAAGAUGCAAAUGUUAAGCUUUGCAUUGCAAGUCGAACCCAUGCUCCUAAGUUUGCGUACCAAGUACUGAAUCUGAUGAAGGUUCCUAUCGACGGAGAGUUGCAACCGGCUUCAAGGUUCUUUUCCAACAUUAAAGCAUUUCCUGCAACCAAAAUCGAUCAUUUUGAGCAGCUUCAUAAAGAGACGGGAAUCAAGUACAAGGACAUGCUUUUCUUUGAUGAUGAAAGUCGUAAUCGUGUAGUUGAAUCUCUUGGUGUUACUUUUUGUUUAGUUCCCGAUGGCCUCAAUCGUGCUUCUUUUGAAGAAGGCGUCAGGAAAUGGCAGAAAAACAGAAAAUAACUUUGUUGAAACUCUUACGUUUACUUUUACAAUGUUCCAAAAAUCAAAAUAAUGGAUGAAUUAUUCCAAUCGUAAUGAGAAAUCUUUUACAUAGUGUAGCUAUAUUUCAAAGCAUUUGAACACCCUGCUAUUUACAGCAUUUUACCAGCAAUGGGUUGUUUUUACCUUCUACAAAAGCAUAUUAUCUUUUUCACGUCUUACGUUAUUCCUUUAACCAUUCCAUAUAUUCAUUUCCUACCCAAGAAAACUUUUCCC
This is a messenger RNA of Schizosaccharomyces octosporus yFS286, 1225 nucleotides long. RefSeq names its product acid phosphatase. Bases 449 to 970 code for a protein of 173 amino acids. The transcript has 3 exons. Gene Ontology annotation, molecular function: acid phosphatase activity. The record is from RefSeq and is a predicted model, not a curated record. NCBI's taxonomy places the organism in Eukaryota, Fungi, Ascomycota, Schizosaccharomycetes, Schizosaccharomycetales, Schizosaccharomycetaceae.